AUGCCACCGUUCCAGAUCCGCCCCUGCACCCUCGCAGACGGGCCUUCCCUGGCCCGCAACAACAUGUCCGCCUUCUGGACGGACCCGAACUGGAUCCUGCUGUGGCCCAAACACAUCACCCUCGACUUCCUCAUCGAGCAGGCGGCUAAGCGGCUGCCGAACAACCUCCUCCGCGACCGCGGGGCCCUGCGCCACGAGGUCGCCGUCGACCCCGCCACCGGCGCGCUGCUCGGCUACGCCCGCUGGGAGCUCCCCGCCGCCAAGACAUCGACCUCGGGCCCGGACGGCAGCGGCCGGCCCGAGUGGGCCGCGGCGCAGAUCCCGGACGUUGGCGCGGAGGAGAGGAAGGCGCUGAAGGAGAGGGCGGACGGGGCGUGGUGGGAGCCGAUUGACAUGGAAGGCAUCGACGAUGAGAGCGACAAGGUUAAGGAGCGCAUACUGGCGGAGAAGCCUUGCUUAAGUCUCGACUACCUCGCUGUGCACCCCGAAAACAAGGGCAAGGGUAUUGCUACAGCGUUAGUCGAAAGCGGUAUCAGGCAGGCUGAGAAAAUGGGGAUUGAUGUCUUCAUCCUUGCCUUCCAGGCGGGUUUGAAUCUGUACCUAAGACUGGGCUUCAAAGAGGUCGAGCGCGUCGUUCAAGAUGACUCCAAAUGGGGUGGUAAGGGUGAGUAUACAGUGUAUCUGCUUACCUACGAAGUCAACAAGGGCAGUAGUUGA
Messenger RNA from Colletotrichum chrysophilum, 717 nucleotides. RefSeq lists its product as uncharacterized. NCBI's taxonomy places the organism in Eukaryota, Fungi, Ascomycota, Sordariomycetes, Glomerellales, Glomerellaceae. The record is from RefSeq and is a predicted model, not a curated record. Gene Ontology annotation, molecular function: acyltransferase activity, transferring groups other than amino-acyl groups. The coding region runs from base 1 to 717 and encodes 238 amino acids. The transcript has 2 exons.